AAAGCAAUAAAGAAAGCCUUGAAGGAGGUACGGAGGUACCAUGACAAUGGAACUUCUGAGGGUGACAAUGUACAGCUCACACCUCAAUGUUGCCUUGUUGUGUCGAACAACUAGUAGCAAACCUACUUUUUUCUCAUGUCACACACACACACACACACACACACACAAAAAAAAAAAAAAAAAAAAAAAAAAAAAAAAAAAAAAAAACUUGCUGUAUACGGACCUAUAAAAUGUAAUUCACCUCCAAAAGGUCCAAAAAGGUUGCUCGUUAGGUAAGCAAAAUUCUUAAUCAAGUGCAUGUAAUAAACAUUAAAAUAGUGAGUAAAAAGUGAAAAACAGUCUUUUAAGUGUAAAGUGUUUUUAACUUAUUAUUAUUAAAAAAUUAGCUAUAUGAAAAAAGAGGAAAAAUAAAUAAAUGAAAGAAAGGAGAGAGGGAAAAGAAAGAAGAAAUGCAUGCAAUCAUUCUGUUCCUCUAGAGGCUCUGUACUCUUUGACCCUGGUCGGAUCAGGAACACCUCCUUCACUCUCCCAAACUUCUUUUACUAAGUCCCAUAUUCAAAUGGCUAGAUCUGCAGCAAUGGAUGAGGUAUCCGAUGCUGGGGCAUUUACAAGGACUGCAUCCAUAUUUCAUAACCCCAUUUCGCGUGACCCAAACUCCCAGUUUCUGGCAGAAUCUGGAAGAUAUCAUCUGUACGUAUCAUAUGCCUGCCCCUGGGCUUCCAGAUGCUUGGCAUACUUGAAGAUUGAAGGACUUGAGAAAGCCAUCAGCUUUAUAGCAUGUUCUAUGUUUGCUUAAGUAGUUUCACAAUUUAAGACCAAAAUGAUAUUGUUUAUUCCCUCAUUGCUGAGGCAGUCAAACCCAUAUGGGAAAGAACCAAGAAGGGUGAUGAACACAAGGGAUGGGUUUUUCCUACUACAGAUACGGACAACCUGGAGCAGAGCCUGAUCCCUUGAAUGGAGCAAAAAGACUUAGAGAACUUUAUGUGCUUGCAAGGACAAACGACACUGGAAAGUACACAGUUCCAGUAUGCUAUCUCUAUCAAGUGGUUAUGUUUUCAUUGAUCUCUUUUGCUUUUAUUGUUGCAGUUCUUCUUCUUUCCUUCCAUGUUGAAUUUCUCUAAAUAUUACAAUGUUGUAAUGCUCUGUGGUGGGUUCUAUGGGAUAAGAAACUCAAGAUGACUGUCCAUGAUGAGAGUUGAGAGAUAAUUCGCAUGUUCAAUGUUGAAUUCAAUGAUAUAUCAGAGAAUCCAUCUUUGGACC
Molecule: messenger RNA, 1260 nt
Organism: Ziziphus jujuba (common jujube)
Lineage: Eukaryota; Viridiplantae; Streptophyta; Magnoliopsida; Rosales; Rhamnaceae
Exons: 2
Coding region: 416-796 (126 amino acids)
Cellular component (GO): cytoplasm
Molecular function (GO): glutathione transferase activity
Source: RefSeq, a predicted model, not a curated record